This is a messenger RNA of Coffea arabica (coffee), 1147 nucleotides long. The record is from RefSeq and is a predicted model, not a curated record. Lineage: Eukaryota; Viridiplantae; Streptophyta; Magnoliopsida; Gentianales; Rubiaceae.
AGACAAGGAAAGAAAUUAUUUCUAAAUUGUACAUGCAUUGACCGUGUUCUAUCAUCUAUGCCCCUAGCGGUCUAAAAAGUCCAUGCACUUUCUUUUUCACCCAGUUGAUACGCUGCUCGAUUGACUGAAACAGAAGUGCAAGACUUUUAACAGGAUAAGCCGACGGGCAAUUGACGGUCUAAAGCUUUCCAUGUAUGCCCCAAAUCAAAUGUAGACAUCUCCAACUUUACCUUCAUCUCUGCUCAUAUACAUGUGUGUGUGUGUGUAUAUAUAUAUAUGUAGUCUUGGUCCUGCAUACAGCUUCAUCAACCCCCAUCAAGAAUCAAUAGAAUCACUACCUAUUUCCCUCACAAACACACACAGAAGACAUAUUUCUGAGCAAAAUGUUCAGCUCCUUGCGCUCUUUGAUCAAUGGAAAGGUGCCAUUCGACUCUAGGAAAACAAACAAGGUUGUGAUAUAUAGAGAUGAGUUGGAUACUAAGAAGCCAUCACAAAGCAAGCCAAAGAAAAAGGUAAGCUUUGAAACAAAACCAUUGGUUCAAAACCAAGUGGCAGGCGAAAAGAAUUUCGAUAUGAAGAACACCACUUUUGCUGCCGAUAAUGAGAAUAAAGCAGGUCUCAAGUUGAAGAUACUGAUGACCAAGGAAGAAGCUGCUCGGCUGCUUUCCAAAUGCAAAGAAGGAGGCGUUCUCGAAUACAAGGACGUGGCUAGUGAGCUCGUGCAAAUUCCAGUUGAUCGUGUUAGCUUGGUUUCUUCUGCUGCCAAUAAAUCAAGUCCUUGCUUACUUAAGAAGAGUACUGUUGAUAAAGAAGAGUAGAGCCACCAGCUAGCCUUGUCCUGUUGGUCACGAUGACUCGUGAGGUUCUUGGAUACUCAAGUGAAGAGUUUUGAGCUCAGUAAUGGCUGCAUAAGUAAUACUGCAAUAGUAGUACGGUUUUUCCUUUUUUUUUUUUAUAAUUUCCCCUUUUUAAAGUAGUACUAGAAGUAUGUAAAAAGAGGCAGUUUUUGGUAAUAUAGGCUAUAGUAGGGCAACUUUUAAUUUGCUGAGAAAUUAGUCUGAUUUCUUUGUUAGUUUAGGAAUCUGUAAAUAAAACUUCAUUUAGUCUACACGUUUCCUAUGAUUAUCAUAUUCCUUCUCUUGAUUUU